CGGCCGCUCCGGAUCGAGAGCUGGAAAGUGGGCUUGCCGCCGGAGAGGAGAGACGACGGGGAAACCGCAUGCUUUCCCGGUGCCGACUCGGACUCGUGGCGGUAGAGCAGGUAGGCAGACGUCAGCAAUGCGAUGGAGACGAACGCUGUCGUCUUGACGCUCGGCGGGCGUGCGGACGGUGUGCUGUACGGGCGGGCGUGGUGCGGGGACAGCAUGCGGGAUGUGUACAAGUGCAGAGGAGAAAUGAAUUGCCGAAUGUUUGGCGCGUUGUCGUUUAACUUGACUGAACACGAUGGGCCUCCUCGCCGUGCUCGCAUUCACGCAGGGGCUGGCGACGUUCUCGCAGGUGCUCCUCGGCCUGCCUGCUGCGCUCGCGCUGCUCGGCCCGGCGUCGUUCCUGCUGCUCUCGCUGCUCUACACCGCCCACCACCUCCUCUACGCCACCCUCCGCCUCGCCCUCAAGAACACCCCGCUCGCACCCCUCGUCUCCGUCGCCGCCGUCCUCUCCCCCGCCAUCUCCGCAGCACUCGCCCUCCUCACCCUCUACUUCUACCUCGCGCCCCCCGCCCCCGGCGCCACCCUCGCCCACUGCCUCGUCAACAUCCUCCCCUUCGCCUACGCCCAGCUCCUCCGCUGGGUCAGCCCGCUCUUCACCCUCCUCGAGGGCAUCAGCACCCUCCUCGUCAUCCAGGUCGCAGGCCGUGUCGGCAAGGGCUGGGCGGACGAGGAGGACAGGGACGAGGGUCUCGAGUGGAGGACCGUCGUCGCGCUCGUCGCAGCCGCACUCGUCUACUGUGCCGGUCUCGCCGGCGUCGUCAAGACAUUCCCCAGCUUGCCCUUCCCGGCCUUCCUCCUCGGCGCCGCCCUCACCGCCGUCCUCUUCCUCUCCCUCAUCGGCUUCUCCCUCAAACGCACAAACGUCCUCGAAACAAGCCUUGUCUUUGUCUACGUCGUCUACUCUGCCUGGCUUUCCGGCGUGGAGGCAGAAAUGCCCAGCGGCACCUUUGGCUCAUCGUCCUCGUCCUUCCCCCCGCCGUCUCCCCUCCGCCAAUCCCACCCGCUCCCGUCUACCGUAGGUCCCUCUGUCAAUUCCCUGCUCUCCUACGCCCUACACGCCGCCGUCCCCUCAUUCAUCACCGUCUCCGAAACGCUCCCUCCUCACCUCGUUCUAUCCCUGAUAUACCGCGUCACUGUCCUGCACCUCGCUGCUAAAAUUGUGCCCGUGCUCAGGCGAGCCAGUAUGGGCUGGGAUGAUAGAGAUGAAAGGGAAGGUUUUUGGGAUGGGCGGACACUGGGCGAUGAACCUGCGAAUAUGAGAAUCACAACCGUCUUCUUGUCAUAUCGCCGAGCUAUCCUCAUAGCUGUCUACACCCAUCUCUUACUAUUAGACGGCGGUUCACAAACAUGGUGGAGAUGGGUCAAUAUUGCACUGCUCCUCUCCGUUUGGAGCCUAGAGCUGUUACUGGAUGCCGAAGGGGAUGAUACGGAUAGCGUCACACGAUGGAAAGUUGACUAGAGGACGUUGUCUUUAAUGAGUCGAUCGGCCCGUGCUAUAUGAUGCCCAUGCAUAUAAUGAUUCAAAAAG
Molecule: messenger RNA, 1585 nt
Organism: Cryptococcus deneoformans JEC21
Lineage: Eukaryota; Fungi; Basidiomycota; Tremellomycetes; Tremellales; Cryptococcaceae
Exons: 3
Coding region: 293-1516 (407 amino acids)
Biological process (GO): endoplasmic reticulum inheritance; septin ring assembly
Cellular component (GO): perinuclear endoplasmic reticulum; cortical endoplasmic reticulum; endoplasmic reticulum membrane
Source: RefSeq, a predicted model, not a curated record